GUUAGUUUUGGUCAAUUCACUCAAAAUACGAAUAGUGCAAUAUUCUACUUGAGGCGAUCAUGGUCGGAUGGUUGUUCAUAUUAAUCUACAGCAAGGGAACCGGAAAGCCUUUGCCUUGAAGUUUUGUACGUUUAAAAGAAUAAGAAGCAGCAGCUUCUCCUUAUUCUUCUUCCCCUACUUAUUUUCCUGCGUUUUCUCAAGGUUUUUGUGAUACACAAAGGAUGAUAUGGACUGCUCCAUCUGCACUUCUAUGCCAGUUAUGUUAAGGCCUCCGAGGAAUACAAUAUGUUUGACAUGCUAUGAGGGAGCUAGGAGCGUUAUCUCCUUCAUAAACAAAGAGGAGGGAACCAAUGAAGAGAGGAUAGAGAAACAUUCCUCCACUCUCAAUUAUGGGCUGUCAUUUUGUGAUGUGCUGCUAAUUUCUUUUCUCCCACAGACUCUCGAAAAUGUAUCAAAAUGGGUACAUAAUAUGAACGAAGUGUCCGAAGAACUCAAUGAGAAGAUUAGACUCCUAAGUGGGUUUUCUGUUGCACUUAGAGAUAAAAUCCACACCGACAUAUUGUUGCAACCUGGUGAUGAUGGUCCUCCAGUCCCUGCCCAUAGAGCCUUAUUGGCAAUAAGAUUAGAAAUUUUUAACAACAUUCUAGACUUAGAUGGAUGCAAGGCUCCACCAAACGACACCAUAAAACUGCCCGAACUGAACCAUGAAGAGCUCGAGUCUCUCUUGGAAUUUCUGUACCAUGGGGACUUGUCAGAAGAGAAGAUGAACAAACACAUCUACUCCUUGUCCCUUGCAGCUGAUAAGUAUGGAAUCUCGUACUUGCAGAAGCUAUGUGAGCGUCAUAUGCAUAAGUCUUUGAGCUCAGCCAAUGCUCUUGAUGUUUUAGAGGUCGCAGACGUUUGUUCCAGCCUAACACUGAGGGAGAAUGCCUUGGAAUACAUUGUUAAAAAUAUGCAUGACAUAAUUUUCUCUGCUAAAUAUGAUACGUUUGCACUUAAGAAUCCACAUCUAUGUGUACAGAUUUCUAGAGCAUCAUUGAUGGAUGACAAAAGAAAUUCAGUUGUAAGGGAAUGUUAUUGAU
Malus domestica (apple) is the source of this 1082-nucleotide messenger RNA. Its product is annotated as BTB/POZ domain-containing protein At3g56230. Gene Ontology annotation, molecular function: protein binding. The record is from RefSeq and is a predicted model, not a curated record. NCBI's taxonomy places the organism in Eukaryota, Viridiplantae, Streptophyta, Magnoliopsida, Rosales, Rosaceae.